GCCAAGUGUCAGGUUGAGGUCGUACAUGAGUCGUAAGUGAGUCGUAAAUAUAAACAAAAGUUUGGUUGUUCUUGUUAUGUAAACUUUCUCCGGUAAAGUGUAGAAACUAUAUAAUAUCGAUAAUUGUUAUAAAUUUUGACGAAUUCUAAGAUGUUAAUCUUGCAGCUAUAAUUUUGUCAAGUUUUAAAUAAAAAUACUCCCACAGUUUUUUGGAAGAUUACAUAACCUCUAACCAAAAAAUGGCAUCUAGGACUGUUUUAGUAGGUGGUGGCACAGGUUUUGUUGGGUCUCGCUUGAAUAAACUCCUAAAAGCAAAUAACUUCAAUGUCAUAAAUGUAUCCCGGAUGCCUGCAGCUAAUAAUAUCUCUUGGACUGCAAUAGAAAGUUCUGGUUUGCCAUCAGACACUAGUGCUGUUGUAAAUCUUGCUGGACAACAGUUCAUGGAUUUUACUAAAUCUUGGACACCAGGCUUUAAGCAAAAUAUUUAUAAUUCCCGAGUUUUUACAACAAGAGCAUUGGCUACAGCCAUAAAUAAAAGUCAAAAACAACCAGAAGUGUUUGUGCUAGUCACGGGCGUUGGCGCAUAUGAGCCAUCAGAAACUACUAAAUACGAUGAAUCAAGUCCAACAACAGGUCAAGAUUUUUUUUCACGACUACUUGUUGAUUGGGAAAAGGCUGCUAAUGUAAAUCCACCGGUAAGGCUGGUAAUUAUUAGGUCUGGUGUUGUUAUUGGUCGCGAGGGUGGAAUGAUUAAAAACAUGUUCUUGCCAUUUUUCCUCGGACUUGGAGGUCCCAUUGCCUCCGGUAAACAAUUCCUACCAUGGAUACACAUAGAAGAUCUGAUAAGGUUAAUACAAUUCUCUAUAGAAUGCAAAGAAGUUAAGGGCAUACUCAAUGGCGUUGCUCCUCAUAUCAUCACAAAUGCGGAAUUCACGAAGGCUUUCGCUAAAGCACUAUCCCGACCAGCCAUCUUUCCAGUGCCAGAGUUCGUAUUGAAUUUCCUUCUGAAUGAGGAGAGAGCGAUGUUGUUAACAAAAGGACAACAUGUUACGCCGAAACGAACCUUGGAGUAUGGAUUCAAGUUUAAAUAUCCUAAGAUUGAAGAUGCGUGUGCGGAAUGUGCUCAUUUGUUUCCUAAAAACUAAUCAAUUUACUUUGAGCAUUUUGAAGUUCACAUAGUAGGUAUAUCUAGUGCUAUCUCAUAGUAUAUCUAUAAGUAGUCCAAUCUGAACACGAGGCGUAUGACUGCGCAGUGUACAAAAACAGAUCUCAACCAGGCUUGUGUAUUUAUUCUUUAGGUCUAUGACUUGCGCAAACCGCCAUGUUACAACUUCAAAUUGAACUACUUGUUUUG
This is a messenger RNA of Maniola jurtina (meadow brown), 1354 nucleotides long. RefSeq names its product epimerase family protein SDR39U1 (gene SDR39U1). The record is from RefSeq and is a predicted model, not a curated record. Bases 240 to 1145 code for a protein of 301 amino acids. Lineage: Eukaryota; Metazoa; Arthropoda; Insecta; Lepidoptera; Nymphalidae. The transcript has 5 exons.